Messenger RNA from Scutellospora calospora, 320 nucleotides. The record is from the annotation of a GenBank genome assembly. Lineage: Eukaryota; Fungi; Glomeromycota; Glomeromycetes; Diversisporales; Gigasporaceae.
AACUAAAGUAUUAUGAAAAAGAUUUAACAGAAGAAAAAUUACAAACAUGUGCUAAUAUGAUGACAGCUUCGAUUGAUCUAUCUUUAGAAACAGAUAUAUUUAACACAAAUAACAUAUUUGAUACUUCUGAAACAAAACUUAACAUUGAAGAUAUAGCAGAUCUUACAUUACUUUUGUUUAAUUUUAAUAACACAGAAUUAUAUUAUAAAAAUUUGAAACUACAAUCUAAACUAGUAUUAAGCAAAAGUUAUAGAAAUAUAGACUUCAAAAUAUUGAAUAUUGUUGACAAAGUCUUAGGGAUUGAAACUGAUAAUAAUUAG